Lepisosteus oculatus (spotted gar) is the source of this 1787-nucleotide messenger RNA. It is a transcript of the gene mnx1, whose product is annotated as motor neuron and pancreas homeobox 1. Gene Ontology annotation, cellular component: nucleus. Gene Ontology annotation, biological process: endocrine pancreas development; central nervous system development; spinal cord motor neuron cell fate specification. The record is from RefSeq and is a predicted model, not a curated record. Gene Ontology annotation, molecular function: DNA-binding transcription factor activity, RNA polymerase II-specific; sequence-specific double-stranded DNA binding. Lineage: Eukaryota; Metazoa; Chordata; Actinopteri; Semionotiformes; Lepisosteidae.
AACAGACAACCCAUCCUCCCUACCAUGAGAGCCUUCAAGUGGAAGGAGCUCCAGUCAAACAGCUCGCAAUUCAGCCGAGAAUCCUGCUUGUGGAAGAGGCCGGAUCGUCCUCUGGUACCGCAUUCUUAUUGAACACGGCAGUGCCUUGAUUGCUCACCGCCGCUGGACUGACGGUCAGAUGGAGAAAUCCAAAAAUUUUCGUAUCGACGCGCUCCUGGCAGUCGAUCCACCGAAGGUGCAAACCUCACCUCUGGCACUAGUUACCUCUCUAUCCUCUUCUUCCAUCUCAUCGUCCGGAAGUGUGACAGCUUCAGAGCUGAAUAACAGUACAGAUUCCUUAAGGACUGAGACCCCCUCUCCGCCGAGGAUGUCGUCUUGCGGGCUGAUCCCCAAACCGGGCUUCUUGAACGCCACCCACUCCGGCAUGGUCGGAUUACACCCACAGAGCUCGUCGGGCAUCCCGGCUCAAGCUCUUUAUGGCCACCCAAUGUACACUUACUCAGCCGCUGCCCUGGGGCAGCAUCCUGCCUUAUCUUACUCUUAUCCGCACGGUUCUCAUCAUCACCACUCCAGCGAACCCAUCAAACUAACCGCAGGGACCUUUCAACUUGAUCACUGGCUGCGAGUGUCCACUGCCGGGAUGAUGCUUCCUAAAAUGCCGGAUUUUAACACUCAGGCGCAGUCUAACUUGCUUGGGAAGUGCAGGAGGCCGAGGACAGCGUUCACAAGCCAGCAACUACUGGAAUUAGAGCAUCAGUUCAAGCUGAACAAAUACCUGUCGAGGCCCAAACGGUUUGAGGUGGCAACGUCUCUCAUGCUGACGGAAACGCAGGUCAAAAUAUGGUUCCAGAACAGACGCAUGAAGUGGAAGAGAAGCAAAAAAGCCAAAGAACAAGCAGCGCAAGAUGCGGAAAAGCAGAAAGGGGGCAAGAACAACCAGGACAAGUCAGACGGCUACCAGGAGCAGACGGAUUACCAGAAAGGCGACUCGGUCAAAAGCAGUAGAAUGAGAGACUUCAGAGACAGUGACGACGACGAAGGCGAGGGCUUUCUGUACAAUUCCUCGGACUGCUCGUCAGAAGAUGAAAGAAACCACAACAGACAAAUUAGUCCGCCGCAAUGAGACAAGGAGACAGCAAGCGGGAAAAUAGUUGUACAAGGUCUUUGUUUUAUAGUUCUUUAAAGUGACGGUGCUCUUUUGAUUGUAUGUAAGUGGCAUGCAUUUAUUACCCGUAGUCCUCGUUAUGGGUUAAUUUGCAGUUUAGCUGAAAAGCUGUACAUUUCUGUUCUUGAAGAGCCGUUCUGUGCAGAAGGAAAAGGCUAUGAAUAUGAUUUCGUCAGGUAUUUUACUGUUUUUCUGUCUUCAAUCAAGCCAUUGAAUCCAGGACCUUCGGUCUCAAGUUAAAGAACGACAACAACAACAACAACAACAACAACGAACACUAGUACACCGCAUGUUUUAAAUGUACAGUCUAGGUCGAUCAUGUUUUAUUUGCUUUUUCAAGGUUUCUCCUCUGCUCGGAAUCCGUUUACAGAAGCGAAAGUCUACUGUCACGUUAACAAAGAACGACGUUUUCGGGAACAGUGUUACACAAAAUGUAAAUUCAGUUGAGACUUGAAAGGUGUUGCUUUGAAAGGUAAACACUGCUUUUAAAAGUUUUAUCAUCGAAACUGUGAUUGUUACACAUCUGUAAUAUUUAUGUCACAUUCUGUUUAUGUGCAGGAAAAAAGCUGUAACGUCUUUAUUUUUGUAUAUUGUAUAUAUAAACAUGCCUAUACGUCGUUCA